GCGCGGUCCCGAAGCGGUCCUGAGCUUCCACAGUUUCUUAAUAAAAAGAAGAAGUGCUCAAAAACACAUCACCAGUUUCCUCCAGCAAGUGGAAACAAACACAACCGUCUGCAAGAAUCAAGGAAAAUGAUGGGCGACCAAAAAGGUUUUUUAACCGUCAUCGUCGUUGCGGUCGUGACUCUACUAAGCUGUUGCAGCCCAGCGUCAAGUUUCCUCCUUCCCCGUGUCACUCGUACAAGUGACGCCAUCAUCAUUGAUUAUGAUGGCCUGGGAUAUGCUCCCUUGGAAUGGAAAUAUGGAAAUGUUGCUAAGCUAGGAUUUAUUCCGAUGUCGUCGUCGUUCAAUCCUUAUUACGCAAUGAUGUAUGGCCAGGAGCAGCAGCCAAUGAUGUUCGAUGCUGCUGCUUUCAAUGUCGGGGAGCAAGGAGUCAAGCAAAGUAUCACGACGACAACACCACCAGCGAUUCAAUGCGGUCGUGGACCGGCCACCAUGCCCGCAGCACGAUCGCCAAUAAAUGAAAGAAUCAUUGAGGGCGUAAGUGCCAAAAAGAAUGCUUGGCCUUUCAUGGUAUAUGUUUCAAUAAGCUCAAAAAAAUGUGGCGGAGUUUUGAUUAGUGACUCUAAAGUGUUACUAGCGGCCCAAUGCCUGGAACGAUUUACUUUAUUUGAUACGUUGCUCUCGUCAACUGUUUCCAUUGGGGUAUACUCCAUUGACCCGUUGGACGCCCAAAUGACGAGGAGAAUCAGCAAUAUUAUACUCCACAGCCAAUUCAAUGCUGCCUCCUUUGCCAAUGAUAUCGCCAUCAUUACUUUGGACGCGCCUGUUGUUUUAUCCAAAACUGUUGUACCUGUUUGCUUACCACCAGAAAGUACCGACCCCGACCAAUACGCCGACCAGGAUGCCAUUAUUUUGGGGUGGGAUGCAAGCGAGGUUUUGCAGCAAGGCAAGGUCAAAAUUGCGUCUAAUGUAGAUUGCAAGAAUAUGCAAAGCAUAUCGCAAUAUGUUUCCGACACAACCAUCUGCCUUAGUUCUACUACCGUAUUCCCAUGCAACUAUGACAUGGGCGGUCCAGUAGUUAUUCAAUCGUCGACGGGAGCUUGGACCGUAGUUGGAAUCAACAGCUAUGUCACCCCUGAUUGCGAUGCGAGUGGUCUCCAAACCAGGGUGUCCGCCUUCAGUGCAUGGAUUGAUAAAUACAUGAAAUUGAAAAAGUAAUUGUGCCUAUAUAAAGGAUAACGACCGCCACCAACACUUAAGACCUUCAUCAUGAUAUUCGAGCUCGUUUUUUUUGGGGGGGAGAGAGAUUUUCAACUUUUUUCUGAAAGAAAUAUAAAAGCUUUCGAUUCAAUUUUGGUUGACAAAGAUUGUCCUUGUAUGUUACAUUACUAUAUGGCUACAUAUAUAUUUGAAAAUUGUGAACUUAA
This is a messenger RNA of Daphnia pulex (common water flea), 1424 nucleotides long. Its product is annotated as chymotrypsin-C-like. Lineage: Eukaryota; Metazoa; Arthropoda; Branchiopoda; Diplostraca; Daphniidae. The transcript has 9 exons. The coding region runs from base 127 to 1215 and encodes 362 amino acids. The record is from RefSeq and is a predicted model, not a curated record. Gene Ontology annotation, biological process: proteolysis. Gene Ontology annotation, molecular function: serine-type endopeptidase activity.